Molecule: messenger RNA, 1218 nt
Organism: Indicator indicator
Lineage: Eukaryota; Metazoa; Chordata; Aves; Piciformes; Indicatoridae
Gene: HS6ST2
Product: heparan sulfate 6-O-sulfotransferase 2
Exons: 2
Coding region: 1-1218 (405 amino acids)
Cellular component (GO): membrane
Molecular function (GO): heparan sulfate 6-sulfotransferase activity
Source: RefSeq, a predicted model, not a curated record
AUGGAGGACCGGUCCCACAAGGUGCUGCUGGCGCUGGUGAUGCUCUUGCUUUUUGCCGUGAUCGUGCUGCAGUACGUCUGCCCGGGCACCGAGUGCCAGCUCCUGCGGCUCCGCGCCUUCAGCCCCUCCGCCGGCGCCGCCGACCCGUACCGGGCGGAGGACGAGACACCGGCGCGUUUCGUUCCCCGUUUCAAUUUCUCCGCCGGCGAUUUGCUGCGGCGGGUGGACUUCAACAUCAAGGGGGACGACCUGAUCGUGUUCCUGCACAUCCAGAAGACGGGCGGCACCACCUUCGGGCGGCACCUGGUCCGCAACAUCCAGCUGGAGCAGCCCUGCGAGUGUCGCGCCGGGCAGAAGAAGUGCACCUGCCACCGGCCCGGCAAGCGGGAGACCUGGCUCUUCUCCCGCUUCUCCACCGGCUGGAGCUGCGGGCUGCACGCCGACUGGACCGAGCUCACCAACUGCGUCCCCUCCGUGGUGGACAACAAGAAGGAGGUUCGACUCCGGCCCUCCAGGAAUUUCUACUACAUCACCAUCCUGCGUGACCCUGUCUCCCGCUACUUGAGCGAAUGGCGCCACGUCCAGCGCGGGGCCACGUGGAAGGCAUCCCUGCACGUCUGCGACGGGCGAUCCCCCACCACCGAGGAGCUGCCCAGCUGCUACACGGGGGACGACUGGUCGGGCUGCUCCCUGCAGGAGUUCAUGGACUGCCCCUACAACCUGGCCAACAACCGCCAGGUCCGCAUGCUGUCCGACCUGAGCCUGGUGGGCUGCUACAACCUGUCGGUCAUGCCGGAGGAGCAGCGGAACAAGGUCCUGCUGGACAGCGCCAAGGAGAACCUGAAGAGGAUGGCCUUCUUCGGCCUCACCGAGUUCCAGCGUAAGACUCAGUACCUCUUUGAGAAGACUUUCAGCAUGAACUUCAUCUCGCCCUUCACGCAGUACAACAGCACCAGGGCCUCCAGUGUGGAGAUGGACGAGCAGACGCAGCGCCGCAUCCAGGCCCUCAAUUUCUUGGACGUGGAGCUGUACGAUUAUGCAAAGGACCUCUUCCUGCAGCGCUACCAAUACAUGAGGCAGAAGGAGCACCAGGAGGCACGGCGGAAGCGCCAGGAGCAGCGCAAGAUCCUGCGGGCCAAGCAGGCGCGGCUGCGGGAGCGGCCGGAGAACGCCUCCAGCGCCGACUACAUAGGGAAUGUGGAGCGGUGGCGGCGGUAG